ACCCAUCAGGCUGCUGGCUCUGCUGUCACUGGGAGAGGUGGGACACCACGUAGACCUGAGCGGCCAACCGGAGCUCAAGACGGUCAUCCUGGACGCCUUCUCUUCCUCCUCCGAAGAGGUCAAGUCUGCCGCAUCCUACGCCCUGGGAUCCAUCGCCGUGGGCAACCUGCCGGAAUACCUGCCCUUCGUUCUGGGGGAGAUCUCGGGACAGCCCAAGAGGCAGUACCUGCUGCUACACUCACUCAAAGAGAUCAUCAGCUCGGCGUCUGUGACUGGUCUGAAACCCUACGUCGAGGGAGUAUGGACCCUGCUGUUGAAGCACUGUGAGUGUGCCGAGGAGGGCACCAGGAACGUGGUCGCAGAAUGUCUGGGGAAACUCACCCUCAUAGACCCAGAAAGCCACCUUGCCCAAGCUUAA
This is a messenger RNA of Oncorhynchus gorbuscha (pink salmon), 418 nucleotides long. Its product is annotated as cullin-associated NEDD8-dissociated protein 1-like. Gene Ontology annotation, biological process: protein ubiquitination; SCF complex assembly. The record is from RefSeq and is a predicted model, not a curated record. NCBI's taxonomy places the organism in Eukaryota, Metazoa, Chordata, Actinopteri, Salmoniformes, Salmonidae. Gene Ontology annotation, cellular component: nucleus. The annotation marks the transcript as partial. The transcript has 3 exons.